AUGAUCAUUGAGUCGUUAUCUGUGCUCCCACCUAUAGAAGCAGGGCAAGCUGAAUUACUCAACGAAAUACGGACUAUCAAAUCUAAACUAGACGCCACUGACAAAAAAGUCACCGAGCUAUCCACUAAAGUCGCAGCAAUCGAGGGUGAGCUUUCGUCAUUCCGCGAUGUCCCCAAGAGGGUACAGGACCUGACGGAUACAACUACCUCGUUAUCUAGCGGUGUCUGCACCAUAAAGGAUCAGAUAGACAAGCUUGAGAAUAGAAUGCGGAGGAACAAUCUAGUGUUUCAUGGCUUGGACGAUAGCUCUUCCGAGACGUGGGCCCAGUCCGAAGCUCUGGUAACUGACCUGUGCAAAAAUAAUCUAGGCAUGGAGAUUCCGCCCCACGCAAUCGAGCGCGCCCACCGCAUUGGACGCUAUCGACCUUACAGACACAGACCAAUUAUUGUCAAGUUCGCGUCUUACAAAACGAAAGAGCCUGUUUUGAGUGCUGGCCGAUUUUUAAAAGACACCGAUAUUUCUGCCACGGGCGACUACUCAUUAACAGUUCGCACGGCUCGCAAGCAUUUCUUGGCCUUCGCCAAAUCGCAAUCUGUGCCUUUCAAGCUCCGCUUCGACAAGUUGUUAUUGAAUGGCAAAUUGUAUACAUUUAACCACGAAACCUCAAGCAUUGUUGAAAAAGGCGCAUAG
This is a messenger RNA of Ornithodoros turicata, 690 nucleotides long. RefSeq lists its product as uncharacterized. Gene Ontology annotation, biological process: retrotransposition. NCBI's taxonomy places the organism in Eukaryota, Metazoa, Arthropoda, Arachnida, Ixodida, Argasidae. The transcript has a single exon. Bases 1 to 690 code for a protein of 229 amino acids. Gene Ontology annotation, molecular function: single-stranded RNA binding. The record is from RefSeq and is a predicted model, not a curated record. Gene Ontology annotation, cellular component: ribonucleoprotein complex.